Acyrthosiphon pisum (pea aphid) is the source of this 2094-nucleotide messenger RNA. RefSeq lists its product as uncharacterized. The record is from RefSeq and is a predicted model, not a curated record. Lineage: Eukaryota; Metazoa; Arthropoda; Insecta; Hemiptera; Aphididae. The transcript is spliced from 4 exons. The coding region runs from base 408 to 1982 and encodes 524 amino acids.
UUAAAAAAAAAGAUAAAACUCUCAAAGAAGAUGGUAAUAUAUCUAGAGAAAACUAUACGUCUAAAAUUGAUAAAAGGUCAAAAGAUGAUAAAAAGUCCAAUGAUGUUAUAACGUCCACAGAUGUUAGAACGUUUAAAGAUAUUAAAACAGCUAAAGAAAAUACAUCUAUAGACGAUGAUCCUGCUAAAAAGAAACAAAAGCUGGAUACAAAUGGAAUAGAUGUUUUGAAAUUGGCAUUAUCUAGAGAGGGUGAGACUAAAGAAUGUAAAUCACAAUUAAAACCCAUUAAAGAAAUUGAUUCUACUGAGAAGGUACCCGUGGAAAUAGGUUGCGAAGUUUCUAUCAAAUCUGAAAAUUCUUCAACUAAAAAAGUAAAACCAAAUAUCUGGGUCAAGGAUAUUAAUAAAAUGAUGGAUGCAGAUCAAUGCACAAGAUGGCUGAAAAUGAUCAAUUUUGUUCAAAAACCCAAUCAUCAAAUAAAUAGCAUGAAAUUACUAGCAGAUGAUAAACUCUCUACAAUCCCUAAAGAAAAUGGAGUUAAACCCGCUUUAAAAGUCAAUAAAAUGAAUAGAGAGUAUUUAAUUAAAAUUGAAAAAUUAUAUAAAAAGUAUUUUUGCAAAUCCGUAAUUGAUACUAUUGUUAUAAUUGCAAAUAUUAUCAACAUAAUUGAAUUGUCUAACCAAUAUCACAAAGAACGAAUAAAUAAAUCUUUGAAUAAAAGAACUGAAGCUGAAAAACUUAAAGAAAGAUACGAUGCUAGUCGAUUAAAUGAAAGGCACAAAAGAAUUCUAGGAACGAAGUUUAAGAAAAAUUUUAAAGACGUUGUAUCAUCUUUUGAAGACUCGGAAUUUGAUUUAGCAUUUCAAAUGUUUUUUCUAAGUAUAUUAAGUGUACAUCAAGCUUUGAAACAGCCAAAAUUAAAAAAAGGUAGCAUCUUCAGAAAUUUGGUACUUUUACUAAAGGAUAAUUUGGACAACAGUGAAUAUCCACAAAUAUUUUCAUUGUUUAAUUCAAUGACAUUUCGACCGAACUGCAUCGAUUUAAUAACUAAAAUUGAAGAUAAUCGAGUUAUUGACCCCGAAGUCGUCAAUCGCAUGCCAUUGUUUUUUGAACCAUCAAACAAUAGUCUGGAAUAUUUUCAAGCAGUAAUUAAGGCUGCAACCACUGAUUCGAAAGAAGACCUGGAAAUAUUAAUCGAUAAUGCUACUUCUCAAUGUUUCAUUAAUUCAAUAUUUAAAGAUCCUGUCGAUUCAUCAACUGUAACAGAAACCAUUCAAAGCACUCUCAACUCAAAUAAAAUAAUUCAACAAUGGUUCCUAACCAAAAAUCCAGAUGGAACUUACCAAAAAAUGGCUGUGGUAAAUGUUGAUAAGUCCGAAACUAUUUGUAAAACUGAAGUAAAACCAUUGAGUGUAACGAACCAGUCGUCAAAUCAAUCAUUUUCUUCUCCACUACAAGAGAAAACUUAUGUAUCUUCUACUUCUAAAGAGAUACCAACAAAAAAAGGUUUUGUUGCUACGUCAACUAAUUCCCACGAUCCUUUGAUGCAAGUAACAGCACCUUUGUCAGAGACUACAACAUUAAUGCCAACAGCAACAACAUUAAUUGUGGUGCCACAACCACCAAUGCAGGAUGAAAAAUCUGUGGCAAACAGUCAUCUUCAUAGAGCAGAAGAUGGCACUAAUGUACUUGAUGUUCAACAGGAUCAAUUGGUUAAGGUGUCAACAGGUCAAAUGAAAGCAGAAGUCGAUGGCAAUAAUCCUCAAACAGAGCCCACCGUAUUGAAUAAUACAGCAGUUGUACUAAAGCCAAUAUCUUUUCUCAAGUGCCACGCGAGAAAUUGCAUUAAUGCCGCAAUAUUAUUAUGCAUUAAAUGUCAAGCAGUGCAAUAUUGUUCCAAUCAAUGCCAAGAACAUGACUUCUACGAUUGUCAUCGAAAUAUUUGUGAACAACUACAAAAUAUCAGAAGGGCUCCACAAUAAACUUUCCAUUUUAGGAUUUCCAUUAUUAUUCCUACAUAUUCAUAUUAUUUCAAUGUAAUAUAUUUAAUAUAUUAGUGAAUUUUUCGGGAAAAUAUUUUUCCUUAAAAAAAAA